This is a messenger RNA of Mus caroli (Ryukyu mouse), 2765 nucleotides long. RefSeq names its product tripartite motif containing 59 (gene Trim59). Gene Ontology annotation, biological process: innate immune response; negative regulation of canonical NF-kappaB signal transduction. Gene Ontology annotation, molecular function: ubiquitin protein ligase activity; zinc ion binding. NCBI's taxonomy places the organism in Eukaryota, Metazoa, Chordata, Mammalia, Rodentia, Muridae. The record is from RefSeq and is a predicted model, not a curated record.
UUACUUUUAGAAUAACAAAGGAUCCUGGAAAAGUUGGAGAAGAUAAAGUACAUCCAGUAUCCAGAUUAGGAGAUUGACAGACCAGGAAAUGCACAAUUUUGAGGAGGAGUUAACAUGUCCCAUCUGUUACAGCAUCUUUGAAGAUCCCCGUGUACUACCAUGCUCUCAUACAUUUUGUAGAAACUGUUUGGAAAAUGUUCUUCAGGCAUCUGGUAACUUUUACAUAUGGAGGCCUCUGCGAAUUCCACUCAAGUGUCCUAACUGCAGAAGUAUUAUUGAAAUUGCUUCUACUGGCAUAGAAUCCUUACCUGUAAACUUUGCAUUACGAGCAAUUAUUGAAAAGUACCAGCAAGAAGACCACCCAGAUGUUGUCACCUGCCCUGAACACUACAGGCAACCAUUAAAUGUUUAUUGUCUACUAGAUAAGAAAUUAGUUUGUGGCCAUUGUCUUACUAUAGGCCAACAUCAUGGCCAUCCUAUAGAUGACCUUCAAAGUGCCUAUCUGAAAGAAAAGGAUACACCUCAGAAGUUGUUGAAACAGUUAACUGACACACACUGGACAGAUAUCACUCGCCUUAUUGAAAAGCUUGAAGAACAGAAAUGUCAUUNUGAGAAAAUAGUUCAAGGUGAUAAGGAAGUUGUUCUCCAGUAUUUUAAGGAGCUUACUGAUACAUUAGAACAGAAAAAAAAGUAUUUUUUGGCAGCUCUUUGUGAUGUUGGCAAAAUGAUUAAUCAAGAAUACACUCCACAGAUUCAAGGAAUGAAGGAGAUAAGGGAACAACAACUUGAGUUAAUGACAAUAACGACAUCUUUACAAGAUGAGUCUCCACUUAAAUUUCUGGAAAAAAUUGAUGAAGUCCGCCAACGUGUGCAGAUGUUGAAACAGAGACCACUUCCUGAGGUGCUGCCUGUUGAAAUUUAUCCUCGAGUAAGCAGUGUAUUAAAAGAAGAGUGGAGCAGAAUAGAAAUUGGACGUAUUAAGAAAGCCGUUAUUCCUGAAAUGAGAGUUUCUUCAAAAAGAACGCCAUGUUCCUGGUCUGAUAAUGAUGAAAAAGAAAUGGAACUUUUUAAAAUUUUAAACAUUGCUAUAGUUUCACUCAUUUCAGUGAUACUAAUGUUGAUACUCCUUUUCAACCAUCACAUAAUAACAUUCUUAAAUGAAAUCACUUCAAUAUGUUUCUCUGAAGUCUUUCUCUCUGUUUACCAGAGUUUAUCUAAGAACUUAUAUGACUUAAACAAUACAGUGUGCUACACUUUAUAUUUGUUAAAGGAAUUUAUGUGGAAAAUAGUUUCUCGUUGAAAACCUAGAAUUUCCAGUUUUAUGUGGGCUUCUGUAUAGCAGAGGCNAAGCAUUGAUUGCUAGAUGGAAAGUCUGUGGCUGUUACAGAGAAAUACGAUAAACUUCCCAUGCUUGGCUACAAAUGCUGUCAGAAAUGAGACAUUAUCUGAAAGAAGACUAAAAUCAAAUUAGAAAAUGACAACUUUUGGGUUGAAUAUUAAUACCUUACCCUGUUUUUAUUGGCUUGCUAGUCAAUGUUUUAUUCUGAUUAAUAGGUCUUUUUCUUUAACUGUUACAUGUUAUAGUGGCUAACUUGGCAGCUCUUUGUAUAUGUAGAUAUAAGAUUUUUAAACAAAUGACAAGAUCCUUGAGGUCCACAAGCCUAUUUUGAUGAUUUGAAGCUUUUCAAUGCACAGAUGGAGAGGAUAUAUAAGUUGUUUCAAAAAUCCAGGCCAGGAUUGUUUAAACAUUUUUUGGGGUCAAGGCUAUUCAUAGGUUUANGAGCAGUCAUCCCAAGUAGCACUGCUUGCUGCUUGUGGAUAGUACACUUGAGUUUAAUUCAUCCUUAUCAGUGAGGUCUCAGAACCCAUCAAAAAGUGUCUGCACUGCUGGCUUCAGCACCACAAAGCAACCAAGUACAUAUUUUGAUUUUGUAGUAUUCUAGCCUUGUUUUUAUAUGAAAACUAUACGAAACAUGUACAUUAGGACAAUCAUGUUUAUGUGACUCAUCUAAUAGAUUAUGAUGUAAAACUAUAUUCAUCUUAAAAUGGUCUCACCCUGUAGCUCGAGUACUGGGAUUACAAGUAUGAGCUGAUGCUGUACNUGUUUAGUUUUAAAAGAGGUCAUUAAGUCAGAACCUUUAAUUUUGCUCACUUGAUAUGGCCUACCAUGAUGCAUGUGGUAGAACUUUCUUUUGGUUCACAGCCAUUGAAAUCUCCCAACACAAUGUUUUCCAGAAACCCUAUGAGGUGCUCUUGAAUGGAGACCUUAUUUCAAAUAAAAGCUGUGUUUCUUAAGGUCAGAACACUGCUGACAAGUUUUAUCACUAAGGUCCACUGAUCAGACUCAAAAUCUAGGCAUGGUAACAAAAUGAGGCCAUUUUGAAGAUGUAAUGAAGGUGAGGGGAAAUUAUGUAAAUAUUAGCAAGCGAAGAACAUUGGAACAUUUUUCAAGGGGUUAUUAGCUUCUUUGUAGAGAUGAGGAAACAAACUAAGUGCCAGUGUUAGCAGGUGGGAAAGCUCAUUCUAUUAUGCUUUAAAAAAAACUUGAGUAGCCUGAUCUAUGUAAUUAACUGAAACUUCUAUUUUAGUAUGCCCAGUAUUACAUUGUAGGCUUGAUGAUUUUGAGUACACAAUUAUCUUUGUGUUCUGAUAUACUGUUUUAUAUCUUUGCCAAGAGGCUGAGUUUGUACAACUUAAAAGUUUAGAAAUUCUGGGUUUUAUGUAUAACAGUACAUUUUAAUAAACGAUAUUUUAUUGAAGUCUUA